AUGGCAAGAAUGGAGCCGGUAUUCAAGUCAAAGAAAAAAGCUGCUGUAUUUGUUGGUCGACACUAAUGUUUGCCGAUGCUAGAUAGCGACGGACAAGUGGAUGAACCGAGGCAGCAGCGGUAGAGACGGUUCAGGUGGCGGCUUCAAGGAGACUGCUGUGAUGCUACGUAGGCAACUGGAAGAAAAGGGCUUUUCUACCAUGAGAGAGUGUGUGUGAACCCGGUUGUCUGGAGAUACAGGAGCUCUGCCUGUCCAAUUUUUUGUUUAUAUUAUAUUUUUUUUCUCAUUGUUUGAUAGAUCUGCCGUUUUGUGUUUGUUGGCUUCUCUCUCUUUUUUUUUUUUUUUUUUUUUAAAGAAACUGCUUAUGAUACAGUGAGGAUACACAGCGGACUGGUGAAGUUUUGGGGAAUGGCAGGUCGAAGCCGAAGAGCAUGGUUUAGUGUUCUGCUGGGACUGGUGGUCGGGUUCACACUGGCUUCCAGGCUAAUUUUACCCAAAGCGACCGAGUUGAAGAAAGCUGGUCAGAAACGAAAAGCAAGCCCUGCCGGUUGUGGGUUGAACGGGGUUCUCCGAAAGGAGUACGGCGGAGUAUUAUGGCCGCCGCAAAAUAACGGUUUACCGGCGACCGAGAAACCUGGUUCCAGGUCCAAUCAUUUCCUGUUCGUUGGUGUCAUGACUGCCCAGAAGUAUCUGAACAGCCGAGCCGUGGCGGCGCACAGGACAUGGGCACAGACAAUUCCAGGCCAUGUUGAGUUCUUCUCGAGUGAAGGCUCUGACACCUCCAUACCCAUUCCCAUAAUGGCUCUGAGGAAUGUGGACGACUCGUAUCCACCACAGAAGAAGUCCUUCAUGAUGCUCAAAUACAUGCAUGACCACUACCUGGACAAGUAUGAGUGGUUCAUGAGGGCGGAUGAUGACGUCUACAUCAAGAGCGGGAAGCUUGAGAGUUUCCUGCGCAGCCUUAAUAGCAGUGAGGCAAUCUUCCUGGGUCAAACAGGCAUGGGCGCCCGGGACGAACUGGGGAAACUGGCCUUAGAGCCUGGGGAGAACUUCUGCAUGGGGGGGCCAGGUGUCAUCAUGAGCCGUGAGGUCCUCAAGAGAAUGGUGCCUCACAUCCGAGAGUGUCUACAGGAGAUGUACACCACUCAUGAGGAUGUUGAGGUGGGCCGCUGUGUCAGAAGGUUUGCGGGAGUCCAGUGUGUCUGGUCGUAUGAGAUGCAGCAGCUUUUCUAUGAGAACUAUGAACCAAAUAAGAAGGGCUACAUACGAGAUCUCCACAAUAGCAAGAUCCAUCGAGCCAUCACCCUCCACCCCAACAAGAACCCUCCCUACCAGUAUCGCCUACACAGCUACAUGCUCAGCCGCAAGAUUGCAGACCUGCGCCACCGAACCAUUCAGCUUCACCGGGAGAUCGUCCAGAUGGGGCGCUAUGGAGCAGCUGAGCCUAGCAGAGAAGACCUCCAGCUUGGUAUGCCACCCUCAUUUAUGCGCUUCCACCCGCGGCAGAGAGAGGAGGUCUUGGAGUGGGAGUUCCUUACAGGCAAAUACUUGUUCUCAUCGUCUGACGGGCAGCCACCCCGCCGUGGGAUGGAUUCCUCCCAGAGGCAAGCCCUGGAUGACAUCAUCAUGCAGGUGAUGGAGAUGAUCAAUGCCAAUGCAAAGACACGGGGGCGGGUCAUUGAUUUCAAAGAAAUCCAGUAUGGCUACCGGAGGGUCAAUCCUUUAUAUGGGGCGGAGUAUGUGCUAGAUCUGUUGUUACUAUACAAGAAGCACAAAGGAAAGACAAUGACAGUACCUGUGAGGAGGCAUGCAUACCUGCAGCAGACCUUCAGCCAGAUCCAGUUCAGAGAGGAGGAAGAGAUGGAUGCCAGAGCCCUGGCCAGCCACAUCAACAAAGAGUCGGACUCCCUUUCAUUCUUGUCCAACUCCCUCAAGAUGCUGGUGCCAUUCAAACUUGCCACAUCUGGCCAGGAACAGAGGGAACCAAAAGAGAAGAAAGUCAACAUCUUGGUACCUCUGUCAGGACGAUAUGACAUCUUUGUGCGCUUCAUGGCCAACUUUGAAAGAGUUUGUCUGAUGCCCAACCAGAAUGUCAAAUUGCUGAUCCUGCUCUUCAGUACAGACAACAACACUGAGCGGGUUAAGCAGGUGGAGCUGAUGAGGGAGUAUCACAUGAAAUAUCCCCGGGCUGAGAUGGAGAUAAAGCCCGUCGCUGGCUCCUUCUCCAGGGCUCUGGCUUUAGAAGUGGGGUCAUCACAUUUCAGUAAUGAUUCACUGCUCUUCUACUGUGAUGUGGACCUGCUCUUCACCAGCGACUUCCUCAAGCGCUGCCGGGCCAAUACCGCUCUUGGGGCACAGACCUAUUUCCCCAUCAUCUUCAGCCAGUACGACCCAAAAGUGGUGUAUGCAGGGAAGGUCCCCAGCAACAACCACUACGUCUUCACCUCCAAGACAGGCCUGUGGAGGAACUACGGCUUUGGGAUCGUCUGUGUCUACAAAGGGGACUUGGUUAGCGCUGGAGGCUUUGACACCUCCAUACAGGGGUGGGGAUUGGAGGAUGUGGACCUCUUUAAUAAAUUUGUCCAGUCAGGGGUUAAGUUGUUCAGAAGCACAGACACAGGGAUAGUGCAUGUCCACCACCCAGUCAUAUGUGAUCCCAACCUGGAGGCAAAGCAAUAUAAGAUGUGCCUGGGCUCCAAAGCCUCGUCGCACGGCUCCACCCAACAGCUGGCCGAGCUCUGGCUGGAGAAGAACGACCACGGCUUCGGGAGACUGGCCAGCAAUAACGGCUCAGUUAGGACAGCGUGAGAAAUGCCAGGCUGCAGACUGUCGUAACCUGGUCUGGUCCUCUCCUCCUCUUCUUAGUGGUGUUUUCACUACCUAAUUUAUUUUUUACUGAAAUGAAAGACUUCACAUGGAUAUAUUUUGAUUUUUUAAAGAGCAUAUACAGAAACCCCAUGAUGAAUAAUUUGUAGAGACAUGUUUUGAUUAAUGAUAGAGGGACUAUUGAAUAUUCUUCAGUGAGCCUGAUUAAGGGCCUUAGGCCCCUCUCGUCUGUUAGAUAUUAUCUGUAAGGACAGUGGGAGGAGGGGAGGUAGGGGUAAUUAACCCCUACCUCAGUGAAGUAUACCAUCAUUCCAUAAUAUUCCAUUUGUCUUGUGUGCAGAAAACCAACUGGUGUCCAUGUACUCUCUGACCAGCAGUUCUUGAAAUAAACUCCCGAUCGUGAAUGUUUACAAAAGACUGAUUCUAAACAACAUUUCAUCAUUGAAAAGUCAAAUCACAGCUAUCUUAAUGAUUACUAAGGGCCAUUUAAUUUGAGUUCUUUGAUUUACAAUGUUUUUUCUUUUCUGUUUGUUGUUAUGGUUUUGGUAAUAAGACAUAACACUGUCACUGUCUGUCUCUACAGGAUUUUUUUUGUAUUUUUCUAUUAAUUUCUGUGAACCCAACUGCUGGAUUUGAUAUCUGCAAAUCAUCUUUUGCUGUCUAAUUUAUUACAUUUGCAG
Molecule: messenger RNA, 3506 nt
Organism: Scomber japonicus (chub mackerel)
Lineage: Eukaryota; Metazoa; Chordata; Actinopteri; Scombriformes; Scombridae
Gene: chsy1
Product: chondroitin sulfate synthase 1
Exons: 3
Coding region: 409-2808 (799 amino acids)
Cellular component (GO): Golgi cisterna membrane
Molecular function (GO): glucuronosyl-N-acetylgalactosaminyl-proteoglycan 4-beta-N-acetylgalactosaminyltransferase activity
Source: RefSeq, a predicted model, not a curated record